UCUCAUUAUGACAUAAUUCUGCAAAACGUUCGACUAUGUUCUCCGAGUUACGAAUACUUCGCGACAUACUACUUUUAUGCUUUCUAUCAGUUGGAAUAAAUGCGAAAUCUUCGCAUAUAGAAGAUUUAGACUUCACGGAUCACACAAAUGGAAGUCCAAAGAUAAGUCGGUCGUCAUAUUUCAAACAGGAUUUUCGACUUGGCUAUAAACUGAAAUUAUUCUGUGAAUCAAGUGGAAAUCCACGUCCUCAGAUUGUUUGGUAUCAUCGCGGAGUCGAAGUUAACCCGGAUCAUAAUAGAACAAUUCGGUUCUCAAUUCAUGGAGACACCGUCUCAUCACAUCUGGAAGUUGAUCCAACUUCCAUUGGUGACAAAGGAGAAUAUGAAUGUGUUGCAACGAAUUUGAAAGGGAGUCGUGUUAAAAAGUUUCUCACCGAUUAUCAAUAUUAACUGAAAACAUUGAAAUAGUUUCAUAUUUAUGUAAAUAAAUGAUUUCUGAAU
Caenorhabditis elegans is the source of this 500-nucleotide messenger RNA. RefSeq names its product Immunoglobulin domain-containing protein oig-1 (gene oig-1). The record is from RefSeq and is marked reviewed. Bases 36 to 449 code for a protein of 137 amino acids. Gene Ontology annotation, cellular component: extracellular region; membrane; axon. Lineage: Eukaryota; Metazoa; Nematoda; Chromadorea; Rhabditida; Rhabditidae. The transcript is spliced from 3 exons.